AUGUCAUCUCCUCCCAUCCCCAAGCUCCUCCGCGAGUCGAGCGACCUUACCAUCACCUCUGCCUCAACCCCCAGCACAACCACGUCUACCACCACCAUCAUUCCGACAAACAAUGUAACCUACACCCGCGCCCACCGAAAACCAUCCACCAAGCUCACCACCCUCCUCAAUCCCUUCCGCAAAUGCACCCCACGACAAAAACAAAAAUCAAGACGAAAACAUAACUACAACUUCCAAUUAUCUCACCAACCUCUCUUCCGCAACUCCCUCCUCGCCGGCGUCGGCUUCCUUGAACUCGCCAACGCAGCAGACUUCGCCGCCAACGUGUGGAACCAGAUCCCCGUCCCGAAAUACGCGAUGGUUUUCAUGGCCAUUGGUGGUCCAAUCGCUCUGCUUAUAACUCUAGUGGCAGCGAGGGACUUCUACCUCAGUUACACGAACGUGCAGUUACUCCUGAAAGAGCGGCGGUAUCUGCGCGAGUUACUCGAUUCCAUUACCACCACCACCACAACAACAAACACAACAACACAAAAUACAACCCCAAACCCAACCACAACCACAACCACACAAGCGGAGCUAUUACUAAGAAGCAGACUCAGCGUCAACUUCCGCGAACUCGGCACCGAAAUCGUCGACCGGAUCCUCAUGGACGCGCUCAUGGGAUUCGGCGCGCUUCUCGUCGGCACCGGAACCAUCAUGGCGAUCUUCGGCGCGAAUCAUCACGUCUACGUCGCCAGCAACCUGCUCAGUGGAUACAUCGGCAAUGGAUUAGCCGCGGUGUUUGGACUCGUUAAUGCCAUUUGGUCGGGGUAUUUGGUGGGCAGAUUUCAGGUGUGUUGGAGAAGUUGCCAGAACAUCACCAACACAUCCACAUCCACAUUCACAUCCACAACAAGAGAGGGUAAUGGUAAUAAUAAUAAUAAUCCUAACCCGGGAGACGAAGAAGACACUUGCAUCGAAGAAGUGCGAAUGUACCACCACCCACUGAAACUCCGCUUCCGCAGUCUGCAAUUCCAUGCCCUCGUGAACGGGAUAAAUGGUCUUGUGGCCGGCGCAGCGAGCAUGGUUACCGCCACGAUGUGGUACGGGUAUGUCGUGUUGGUGCCGUGUAUUGUCAGUCUCAUCGCGUGUAAUUGGUUUUGGAGAGUUAGGGUGGGGUAUGAUCGACCGUUGUUGUCGUCGAGUACUACGUCUGCUUCGUUGUUAUCUACUACGGGGGGGCGCGGUGGUGGUGGUACAGCUACACCUACUACCACUACCACUACCAAUGCAAAUGGAGGUGGAGGAAUUGGCAACGAAAAAAACGACCUCCUCCUCGACCUCAGCAGCGCAACACAUCUCCACCGCAUGCUUGCAUCAUCCACCAAAGAUAGUGGGAUCCAACUCCCCCGCCACAUCCUCAACCGCACAAACCCCUCAUCCGUCAUGUCCUUCCUCACCCGGAAUGGCAUGUUCGAGGGCUUCUGCGUCUGGAUCGAUCAUGAUAAAUCGCUAGAAAGGGGUGUGGAGGAUUUACUUGAUCUUGAGUCUAUAACGUCCACAUCUGCUUCUUCCCCCGGAGGGAAGAAUACCGCCAACAACAAUAACAAUAACGAAAAACCAAACGAGGAAAAUAACACUGUUGAUGAAGAAGUGGAACUCUCCCUCACAGCCGACGACUUCCUCACCCUAGCCCGACACGACAGCGACAUCCUCCUCCGGAAAAUGAACGAGUACUUGGAUGGGAAUGUAGUCCGGGCUGUGGCGUAUCGGGAGAGGUUUCUGUUAGAGGUGUUGGGGGUGGUUGUUUAUUUGGAGUCGGGUCCUAAAGAUGGGGGUGAGGUGGAGAGGAAGAGGAGGUGGUGGUUUGGGUGUUUAUAA
Messenger RNA from Aspergillus tubingensis, 1860 nucleotides. RefSeq lists its product as uncharacterized. The record is from RefSeq and is a predicted model, not a curated record. The coding region runs from base 1 to 1860 and encodes 619 amino acids. Lineage: Eukaryota; Fungi; Ascomycota; Eurotiomycetes; Eurotiales; Aspergillaceae. The transcript has a single exon.